AUGGGUUGCACCGCCUCGAAGAUGGAGCACGCAGUGACGGAUGACAUCAACGGCAGGGCCGACAUCGAGGAGGCACGCGCGGAGAACCAAGCGCUCAAGGACGAGAUCCAGGCGCUCAAGGACGAGAUCCAGGCGCUCAAGGCGGGGACGCCGGACGACUCCGACAAGUGUGGCACUUCGCGCUACAUCAAGGCCGAUGCGCUCGUGAACAAGGUGCAGGAGCUCAAGGACGAGGUCCAGUCGCUCAAGGCGGGGUCGACGCCGGACGGCUCCGACAAGCUUGGCACUUCGCGUGACGUCGACGCGCAGCCCGCCACGAAGUGGGGCGUCUCCGCCUGGGUGCGUUCCAUCGAGCUCACCGAGGUGGUGGCCAAGGCGCUGAAGGCGCCGGCCGGAGCCGACCCGUUCAAUUACGUGUGCAACCUCUCGCUCGCCGACCUCGAGGGGAAGCUCGAGGCGGAGAAGCUGAGCGGGCUCGUUGCUCCCCUCUGGUCCGCCAUUGAGAAGCUGCGCGACCAAAGCGCCGCGACCGGGGCGGCGCUGAACGCCAAGUUCGCCGCGGAGGGCGACGCGUUCAAGGGCGAGAUGGGCUUCGGCGGCGUCGAGCAGUUCUACGGAGGCGUGCUGCACGCCAGUAGCUUACCUAUCCUACCCGCCCACUCUUACCAGCGACCCCCGUCCCCUGACUUGUGGGCAGGCCUCGAGAAGAUCAUCGGGCCGCCGCUCAUGGUGGACGGCUCGCUCCUCAAGGCCAUGGAGACGGAGCACUGCGAGAAGAAGGAUGCGGACGUGCCGUUCGACACCUCCAACGGCAUCAAGGGCGCGACCUCCAAGCUGGAGUGGGAGUUUGUCGUCGCGCCUGUCGAGGACCAGGACGGCCGCUACGCCGAGCGCGGCGGCGACUUCCGCACGGCCCACCCCGAGUGGUGCCGCAAGCCGGAGCCGCUCUCGGUCUACGAGAAGAAGAUGGCGGACGAGAUGAACCCGAAGCUCGUUAAGGCGGGGCAGGCGCCGCUCACCAAGGAGGAGCUGGUCGCCGGCCGGCUGUACACGGGGCCGAUGUACGAGAAGUACAACGGCGUCCUUCGCUUCUCCUCAGCGCGCGGCGCCAACGGCGCGGUGCGGCUGGAGUACGCCUCGGAGAAGGAGGUGCCCUUUCUGCAGAAGAAGUGCGGCUUGCUUAACCUCGGCGAGUGGGCUGCGACGGCGGCGGGCAAAGGCGAGGCCGCGGUGCGCUGGACGUGGCACAACCAGUACUCGACCACCAUCCACGCGAUCAACUCGAUCAUUGUCAAGCUGUCGCCGCUGACCAAGAUCACGCCGCUCUACCGCGGCUGGGCGGGCGCCACGCUCCCGGAAGCCUUCUUCAAGCCGGACGCGCUGGGCUUCCGCGGCGGCGUCGAGUACGGCUUCUCGUCGACCACCACCGACCGCGCGCAGGCGGUGCACUACGCGGAGGGCAAGGCGUCGACGGUGCUCGAGCUCGGGAUGGGCAUGAUCGACCGCGGCGCCGACAUUGCGUGGCUCUCGCAGUACCCGCACGAGAGGGAGACGCUGCUGCCGCCGCUCAUGGGCCUGCAGGUGCGGUGGACGGGCGUGGAGGGCAGCACGCUCGUCAUCCAGAGCAGCUUCUCCAUCAACAUGGCCUCGCUCACGCUCGAGCAGGUGGCGGGCAAGCGCAAGAAGCUGCUCACCGACAUGGGCGCGCAGAUGGCGGCGGAGGUGCGCCGGGGGGUGGCUGGGGAGGCAGCGGAGGAGGCGUCGCAACUUGUGCGCGCCCACCUCGGCCUCGAGCGCGGCGCGGACGCCGGUGCGGCGGACACGCGUCUCGAGGCGCCGCUCGGCGACGAGGCUGAGGCGUACAACAACGACCUGCGCUUCCAAGCGGCGGUGGGCGAUGCGCUCAAGGUGAAGCGCGCGGCGGUGCUCGCGGCGACGAUGCAGCACGGCGGCGGCAGCGGGCUUGCCGCGGCGAUGGAUACGGUACUGCCGCUGCAGGCCAGCGGCGUCGAUUUGACGGGGUUCCCCCUUGGGACUACCGGCUGGAUCAAGGCGAGCGAGGUCGAGGGCGAGUCCAAGGAGGUCGGGGCGAAGGUGAUCUACCAGGGGCGCGAGAUGGUCGUGAGCACGGGCGUGACUCGCGACUCCGAGGACGAGGAGGACGGCAAACUGAAGCUGGUCGAUGACGGGAUGGUGGGAACGGUGGUCGCGUGGAUGGAGUCGGAGCCGUCGGCGCUGACGUCGCUGACGCUCGACUGGGGCAAGGUGUGCGGCCGCGUGCGGGAGGCGCUGCUCGGCGCGGUGCGGAAGACGCACACGCUCGUCGCGCUGAGCGUGGGCGAGGAGGGGGCGAUGCCGCUCAACCCGCUGCAGCUCCGCGGGCGCGAGGCGGUGCCGUCGCUCGACUUGUCGAGCAAGGACCUCGGACCCGCAUCGGCUGCGGUCGUCGCGGCGGGGGUUUCGGUCAACGGGGUGCUGACCGACCUGAACCUGUCGAACAACAACAUCGGCGGCGAGACCGGCUACAUCAAGGCGAGCGAGGUCGAGGGCGAGUCCAAGGAGGUCGGGGCUAAGGUGAUGUACCAGGGGCGCGAGAUGGUCGUGAGCAAGGGCGUGGACUCCGACGGCGACCUGAAGCUGGUCGAUGCAGUGCAGACGGGCGUACUCGCGAUCGCCAAGGCCCUCGAGGUCAACGGGGUGCUGAAAACCCUCAACCUCAUGUACAACGAGAUCGGCGACGAGGGCGCGGCCGCGAUCGCCGGGGCGCUGCGCGGCAACGGGGUGCUGACCAACCUGAACCUAUUCUACAACAGCAUCGGCGACGAGGGCGCCGCCGUCCUCGGCAAGGCGCUCGAGGGCAACGGGGUGCUGACCACCCUCAACCUCGAGUACAACAGAAUGGGGGAGGAAGGGAAGGGAGCGAUUCGAGAUGCGGUGAACGGGCGGGAAGGGUUCAAGCUCGAGAUCGAGCUGGCUUUCCGGCUCCUCGCUCGGCGGCACAGCGCGCAGCUAUGCUACACGCCGAUGAUCCGGUCCGAGGAGUUUGCCGUCCCGCUGCUGGAGGGAGCUCUGUUGUAA
Messenger RNA from Emiliania huxleyi CCMP1516, 3078 nucleotides. RefSeq lists its product as hypothetical. Gene Ontology annotation, molecular function: protein binding. The coding region runs from base 1 to 3078 and encodes 1025 amino acids. Lineage: Eukaryota; Haptophyta; Isochrysidales; Noelaerhabdaceae. The transcript is spliced from 6 exons. The record is from RefSeq and is a predicted model, not a curated record.